UGUGGUCGGCCGCAUCGCUUAAAAUAAAAUACGUUAAACCUUUUUUGAACUAGCGCAACAAUUUUGGAGGCUCUUGACAACUGCCCCAGAAUGCUCUCAGGAACACCAGGUCUCAACUCCAUAAGCUUGUCCAAGCCCAAGAGAAAGACUGAAGUCAUAGUACUUCAAAUCAUAUUCUUUGAAACCCCAGAGAAGCCCUUGUCGUGCAUCUCAAAAUCAUCAUGGCGAACAAGCAAGGAAAGAUGGCCGGCCUCAUCAAUUACCGGAUGAGGGUGACCAUGAAUGAUGGACGGCAAAUGGUUGGACAGAUGUUGGCUUUCGACAAGCACAUGAACUUGGUGCUCGCGGAUACCGAGGAAUUCAGACGUGUCAAGCGCAAGGCAAACAAGUCUGCCGCUCCAGGCGCCAGCGGCAGCUCAGCAGCGAUGGUCGAGAACGAAGAGAAACGUACACUGGGUCUUACGAUCGUCCGUGGGGCACAUAUUAUCUCCCUCUCAGUCGAGUCUCCUCCCCCAGCAGAUCCAUCCGCGAGGUUAGGAGCUAGUGCACCAGGUGGAAUCUCAAGUACAUUGGCUGCUGGUGCUGGAAUUGCGAGACCUGCUGGACGAGGCGCACCUGUUGGAUUGGCCGGCCCAGCGGCUGGUGUUGGUGGUCCUCCAUCAGGUUUCCCAGGUGGCUUCCCAGGCGCACCUCCGUUUGGCAGAGGAGCACCACCCCCCGGAUUUGCUGGCGGAUUCCCACCAGCAGGUGGACCAGGUGGAUUCGGACAAGGACCACCUCCGGGAUUUCCUCCGGGAGGCUUUGCUCCUCCCCCAAGAAGAUAGUCAGAGCGUUGUUUAUGAAUGAAGGCACUGUUUAUGAGGAAAUUGGGCACAGGCGGACAAAAAUCCUGCACAAGAAUGGCGUUGAUGGGGAGUUUGGCUUUACAUACCAAAACUGCAGAUUUGUAGCAUAGACAGCCACCACAAAUCAAGUGAACGUUGAU
This is a messenger RNA of Cadophora gregata, 985 nucleotides long. RefSeq lists its product as uncharacterized. Bases 222 to 824 code for a protein of 200 amino acids. Gene Ontology annotation, molecular function: RNA binding. The transcript is spliced from 6 exons. Gene Ontology annotation, biological process: mRNA splicing, via spliceosome. Gene Ontology annotation, cellular component: U2 snRNP; U5 snRNP; U4/U6 x U5 tri-snRNP complex. NCBI's taxonomy places the organism in Eukaryota, Fungi, Ascomycota, Leotiomycetes, Helotiales, Ploettnerulaceae. The record is from RefSeq and is a predicted model, not a curated record.